GAGAGAGAGAGAGAGAGAGAGAGAGAGAGAGAGAGAGAGAGAGAGAGAGAGAGAGAGAGAGAGAGAGAGAGAGUUGGAACGAGGAGAAAGGGAGGAAAGGUCAAUUAUGGCAUCAUCGUUGACGGUUCGGGAGUUACGCGAAGCGCUGUCAAAGCGCAGUCUCGAUACAACCGGCGUGAAGGCAGUGCUGGUUUCCCGUCUAGAUGCAGCGAUGGAUAUAGAGAAGGCCCAGAUGAUGCUUCUCCAACAGCAGCAGCAGUCUACGCAAUCGCAGCAGCAGCAGACACAGAUCCAGUCGACCCCUCCCGGCUACAGAGGGCGGAAGAGAGGGGCUCAUGAUGACGAGGAUGAGAACUCCUCAGGGGGCAAGACGGACACGACAAAGCGCGCCAGAGUGGCAGGGCAGACGGACCCCGCCACCACCAAGAUGACCGUUGCAGAGCUCAAGGCCGCCCUCAAGACGAGGGGAUUGGACAUGACAGGAACCAAGAGGAUCUUGAUCUCCCGACUUGCCGAAGCAAAAGCCCAAGAGAGCAGAGAUGCUGCAGAUAACGCGGCCGAUUACUCCAACAUGGCAAGGAACACGCAGUUUGCAGCAGCUGCCGCUGCCGCAGCAGCUGCUGCUGCCGGCGGAGGCAUGUCUGGAUCUCCAGAUCACGGGAAUCUGAUGGACCCGCAUGAUCCUCAAGCGGAGGAAGAGAAUGCGAUGGCAAUGCUGCAGAAAAACAGAGCUGUUGUGGACAAGUACCUUCCGUAUGGGAUAAGGUCUACAUGCCAUGUACUUGAGGAGCUCAUUGUAGGUGUCUUUGAAUGGGUCAGAAAACUGUGCCUUUUCAACGGCUCCUUUUCAUCUUAUCGUUGUCGUCGUGACGGUGUGCGAACCGAUGGCUAGAAGAUAGAUAGUACUUUCGCUAGCUUGUAUGCAUUCGUAGACCUUCUCUGGUGAGGCAAGGUGUUGCUGUUUGCCUCAGAUUUUUGUAUUUGAAAUUUGAGCUGUUGUUUAACUUCAAGGACGAUUGUAGGGGCUCGUUUGCUGCACGAACUCGAUAGGAUGCUAGGUCUUUCCAAAACACAGUGGAUUGGAGAGGGAAGGCAGCAGGCCUUAGUCUUUUGCGUAUUGUUUUUGAGAAAGAGGAAUGAAGGGAAUGCAAUGCAUGAAUGAAGGGAAGCAUGCAUGACCCGUCCUGGGACCCCUGGUGCUCACGGAAGUCCCAGUUGUGAUCGAACUGGGUGAAAAGGAAGUACCCGAUUGCGGUUGGAUUGCGUGAAACAUGAUGUGCAGGGCUGUGGAUUGCGUCAAACAGGAUGUGCAGUCUGUCAGCCCUGUGAAGGGACUAAGAGGUAGAGCAGAGCACGCAAUGUUUGCAAGAAAAGAACCGGAAAAAAAGGCGCAGUGGGUAAGUUCACCCAAAGGGCAGCAGCAGUCGAUUGCUGCUGACAGAAACAGGAUGGAGCAGCAAGGAAACAGUUGGGAGGUAGAAGUCCGCUGCCUCAGCUCAACAACAGAGGCUGUGAAUCUGGCGGUGUGAAGUCGAGCAAAUAGAGGAGGGUAGGGAUUUGAUGGGUUGAUACGAAGCAAUGCAGUGACACGCCAGUAUUGCAAGAUGGAGAGGCCAAAUGGGUGAUUCGUGUAGGCUCUGCCUCUUUGGACACAAGGGUGAUGACGUUCUGGGUUGAGAUUUUGGUGGGGUAGGGGCGGCAUCGUAUGGGGGAGCCAGACCUCUCAAGCUGCCACCAGCGUUUUCAGACCCACACACCCGAGCCUGCAGUUUGGUGGUAGGCUGAGGAGUGGCGGUGUCCGAACCUGUAACAGGCGUAGUUUCCCCUCCCUCGCAGAAAAAAAGGGCAAGAUAAAAAAACCUGGGAGGUGGGAUUGCAACCUCCCGUACAGCAAGCGUUAAAUAAUGUCAUUCUUGCGAAGCAUGAGUGAUGGUCUUAAGGGUUGAUGACUAUAUAUGUCGCUUGUUGCGUACAUGAUGCAUGAUGGUCUUAAGGGUUGAUGGCUAUACAUGUCACUUGUUGCGUACAUGAUGCAUCUCAGUGAAGGCGCACUUGUGCCUUGUAACCGCCCAGACACUGAUGCAUGGCCACUGAGAAAAGAGGAGAUGGAUCUGAGGGACUGCGGCAGAAAUAGGAGGAAUGGUGGCGGCUGGAUGUAAUCAAAGAGAGGGUAAGCUCGCGUAUCCGGAAUCACAGCAUCGCAUUGUCAGUUGUCACAGGAUCGCAUCGUCAGUUGUCAGUUCAGUCCGAAGCGGGCUUCACGUUAUCUCUUUCGCUGUUCAAGUUCUUCCUGGUGAUGGUGUGCAGUCAUCUGAAUCGAAUCGUAGGUCGACAGCUGAACAUGUCCUUGUCGAUGAUGUGUGGCUCUGGCAUGAGCUGCUGUUCUCCUGAGGGCUGGCAUGGCCAGAUGUUUGUAGGCAGAGGAGUGUUUAGUGGAGAGACUGAUGAUCUAGAGGCCAAUCAAAGGCUGUUGGAUUUUGGGGUUUCUUAGAAACCUGUAGUAGGGCCGAUGUUUGCAGAACGGAUACUUCAAACUCCCCUCUGCGGCUGCCGAGUGGUGGUGUUGUGUCCGAUGUACAGUGAUGUUUCGAACUAAGUAGUGUUUUGCGGACGGUGAUGCGGCGUUCAGCACGAAUGGCAGAGGGCAUGCUAACACUUCGCUGAAUGUGUACUUGUCAGCGAUCGAGCCCAUAUAUUCGGUCGUGAAGUUUCGGUCUGCGUAUUCUUCAUGACAACGUGCUGGUCUACGCUGUUCAUUAAGUAGAGAACGAGAUUGCUCUCAAUUUCUGACUACUAGGAGAUGCUGCCCUGGCAGUAUCGAAUUCGGUGUGCCAUCGGAAAAU
Molecule: messenger RNA, 2843 nt
Organism: Chara braunii
Lineage: Eukaryota; Viridiplantae; Streptophyta; Charophyceae; Charales; Characeae
Source: the annotation of a GenBank genome assembly